Messenger RNA from Bombus terrestris (buff-tailed bumblebee), 2328 nucleotides. RefSeq names its product pancreas transcription factor 1 subunit alpha (gene Fer1). Bases 961 to 1710 code for a protein of 249 amino acids. Lineage: Eukaryota; Metazoa; Arthropoda; Insecta; Hymenoptera; Apidae. Gene Ontology annotation, biological process: developmental process; regulation of transcription by RNA polymerase II. Gene Ontology annotation, molecular function: protein dimerization activity; DNA-binding transcription factor activity, RNA polymerase II-specific; RNA polymerase II transcription regulatory region sequence-specific DNA binding. The record is from RefSeq and is a predicted model, not a curated record. The transcript is spliced from 3 exons.
AAGUUUGAAGAAUCUGAACUAUGAGUGGAAGUGAAGAGAACGUUGUCCAGGAAGAAGAUCGAGGAUGAAGAGAUUGGCUGAUGGUUUCCUUACAUCUAAAGUGGUUCUUCAGGUGUCUGGAAGAGGAAUUUUGAAUUAAAUCACAGUAUGACCAACAAGGAAGGAUUGAAUACAUUGUGUUAAGUGUCUGGACAAACCUGGACACGUGUCCUGGUUUCCUGCUGGCACGUGCCGCUGUUUAGAAGUAUUUCCUAGCACGCGCUGAGGCCACGUGUCACGUCGAUGGUAUCAGUGAUCCCCGGGACGUGAUCGAGGGUGCUUGCAUUGGAAUUCGUUGGAAAUUUCAACGAAAACUGCCUGCUGAUCCCAGUUUAAUUGAAUCCAUUCAAUGUCCCUUGCAUUGAGUUUGAAGAAUUGUCUCUUCUGCGUUCAAAAAACCCUAUAUAGCGUUCCAGGAAGCACUCAGAAAUUACACAGCAGCGUCGUCCGUGAUCUCAAUAAUCUGUUCAAUAUUUCCUGUAUUAGGUCGAAGAUAUUGGUUCUUCCGCGUUCAAAGAAGACUAUAGUGUCCAUAUAGACAGGGCUCAGAGGUUGUAUAAAAGCAUUGUGACUGGUCUCAAGGAUGCUUCUUGUAUUAAAUUUGAAUGUGCAUCCCCUCUGAGAGAUUCUCAACUAGAAACUACAGUGUGAAGUCAAACGUUCAAAGUAUCCUGUAACUCGUGAUGGAAACGUUUGGAUCUCACUUGAGAGAUUCUCAAGUAAAAACUACAGUGUAAAAUCAAAUCUUCCAAAUUUCUACAUCGAUCUAAAUAGGAUUAAUAAACAAUCUUAUAAACACUAUGUAAGAACAUUUCAAUGAAUUAAUUUGAACUAGUCAAAGAUUCUAGUCACUAUACCAAAGAAUUUAUCUGAAAUACACACGUACCAAAGAAAUUUAAGUAUAAGACAAGCCUCUUCAAGAUGUAUUCUAUGGAUAAUUUGGAAUUAGACAUGAUGAAUCGCCAGUACAUGUACGAGGCUCAUAGUUUCCUUGGAAAUCCUGCGAUUCCAGCUCUGCCACCGCAUUGCGGAGCACCUACCACGGCUACGCUGCCUUCGAUUCCGUCGCAGCUAGCUUCUCAUACUGCUGGCAGUACUGGAAGUACCAGUGGCAGUGAAAUUUAUUUAUAUGACGAAAACAGCACCGACAAUGAGAGCGCUUACAGCAGUGACCAGGAAAACCACACCAGAGAUGUAAUAAUGAUUUCUAGACGAAGUCAGAGCAACAGAAGAAACGGGGCAACGGGAAAAAGUCCAAGGCAGGCGGUGCAACAGAGGCAGGCUGCCAAUAUGAGGGAGAGGAGACGUAUGCAGAAUAUAAACGACGCCUUCGAGGGCCUUAGGGCUCACAUACCAACUUUGCCCUACGAAAAGAGACUCUCUAAAGUAGAUACAUUAAAAUUGGCGAUCGGUUACAUAAAGUUCCUGAACGAACUGGUCAGAGCUGACAAGGGCAACGAUCCUCUGACAGGGAACGGAGGUCUCUCGAGGUGUUCCGGUCGAGACGACACUAAGAAGGUCAUAAUUCGUGGCAGCGAGGGGAACCCAUUCAUUUUCCAUUCUUUGUCCUGGUCUAGGAAGUCGGACAUCUCCCCAAAUGGGACGAUGUACGCGAAAGUCUGGACCCCGGAGGACCCAAGAACAUCAAAGAAUGGCUCGACAUUCGAAUAAAGUGCUCAGGUGUUAAUUAUUAAGUGCGUCGAGCCUGUUAUUUAGUAUCUAAGGACAGAAAUUUCUAGUCAAUCAUUCAUUUUUCCUAAUUUUUAAUCGUACCAAAAGAGCAACAUUUGUUAACAAAAAGAAAUUAUGCUAAUUAAUUAUCCUGUAUCUCUAGUCGAUUUUAACACGGUUGGACAGUAUUAUUCAAUUAUUAUUGUUAAUAUUAUUUAAUUGUCCUAUAUAUAGACAGUAUCAUUCUUUAAAUUAAUGUGUUAAUAGAAUUUCAGAUAGGGAUUAAAUAAGAAAUUCCUAUAGUGAAGAAAUUCCUAAUGUGAAGAACAUGUGUAACUUCUUUCAGUUUCUUUUUAGACGUGCUCAAAAAACAGCGAAUCUACGCUUAGUAAAUGGAAGAAGAAAUACAUAGAAAUUCUGUCAGGAGUCUCUCUCUUCUCUUAAGUAAUCAAUUGAUUUCUCUAUUGUCUGACAGAAUUCAUGUUACUAUUGUACAUAUAGAGUGAGUAAAAAAGUGUAAGCAGAUGUUGUUUGUACGUGAAAUGUGAAUAUGCAACAGAAUGAUUGUCAAUGUGAUUGCCAUCCAAGCCAAAUAAAGUAGGUUCUUCAAGUUUCAAA